AUGUCGGCCCGCUCCCACGCAUCGACGAUCUUCUCGAAUGCUUGGGCGGUGCCAACUAUUUCUCCAAGUUGGACCUCAAGGCGGGUACCACGAGCUCGAGAUCCAUCCAAGAGAUCGAUACAAAACCGCGUUCAAGACACGGUAUGGGCACUUCGAGUGGGUCGUAAUGCCAUUCGGCCUCACGAAUGCCCCGGCCACCUUCCAAGCGGCAAUGACAACGGAGUUUCGCGACAUAUUGGACCGGUUCGUGCUCAUCUACCUCGAUGACAUCUUGGUAUAUAGCCGGAAUUUGGACGAGCACAUCGUGCAUCUACGCACUGUUUUGGACAGGCUACGUACGGCCAAGUACAAGGCCAACCGAGCCAAGUGCGAAUUCGCGCAGCAAGAGCUCAAGUACUUAGGCCACUUUGUGACGCCGCAAGGCAUCCGUCCGCUCGCGGACAAGAUCAAGGCCAUUCAAGAUUGGCCGGAACCAACCAACACCACGAAAGUCCGAUCUUUUAUGGGAUUGGCCGAGUACUACCAACGCUUCAUCGGAGGAUACGCACGGAUCGCCGCGCCCUUGUCAAGAUUGAGGUUCUCCAAAGCUCCGGAGGUUCCGGAGGAUCGGGACGGGGGCAGGGCUAGUCGUAGUGAGAACAUGAUGGUGGGGCGUACUUGCUAUGAGUGUGGUGAGCCCGAUCACUUCGCCAGUGUCUGCAAAGAGUACUGGGAGGCCAAGGAUCGGGGGGUUCCGUUUGUACCUCCACCACCACCAGCGUAUGUAAGAACGGGUCGGACCGUGUUUGGCAGUGGAAGCGAACGACGGAGUCACUCGACGGACAACUAUGCGAUGAGGAGAGAAGACGAGGAGACGAAUGCGAUGAUGAGGAGUUAUUUUCGAGAGAAGGCUCUGAUGUGGAAACAGGAGAAGGAGAAUUUGGCAAAGGAAGAAGAGAAGCGAAAACAAGAAGCGUUGCGACUCGAGGCAGAGAAGAAGAAACAGGAAGAAAUUGAAGAGCGGAAGCGAGUUGAAGAUGAACAAGACGCAAGGCUACUACGUAUCAUCCGUUCGGAAAUCCGAGUUGAAAGUGACACUGAGAAUGAACGUGCUCCACGACGAAUCAGGAAGUUGGUGAGACGAAACGAGAGGGGCGAGACGUUGGAAGAAGAGAAGGAAAGGUUAAGACGAACAAUCGCCCUUCAUCAAGAGGAAGAAGCUGUUGAGGACGAAGAACUCAUUCUGCUACGAAGACGAGCGGCAGGAUUGGUAAUUAGUGACAAGAGGAAGCGGGAGAAGGAGGUAGUGAUUGGUGAUAGUCCACCAAUGAUCACGCCUACCAAAGGACAGCGGACGAGACUGGGAACGAUGGUGAAAUUACGGAUCGAGGAGAUACGCGAAACGGGGAAGGUGGCGACAUCGUCAUCCCCGAUACCCGAGCCGGUGGGGAAGAUUGCCUUGUCCCUCAAACACAUCUCGGUUGGGACUGGCCCGGGUGCAAGGGAGAAGUACGAAGCGGACUGUCGGGAACUCUACAAAGCGCUGACAGUGGAAGAACUGAAAGAGGCAUGCAAGACAGAACGAAUUAACUAUGCUAAGAGUGGGAAGUUAGAUCUGAGCUCUCCAAGAGGUUGUGUGUAUGUUAUCAUAUCGCCAUGGUAUAAACAGUGCUAUGUUGGGAUGACUGAACGGAACCUAGUAUCGAGAUGGAAUGAACAUGUGAGUUGUGCAAGACAGGGAGAUAGGAAGAGAGGAAGGAACCUGUACAAUUGGUUGGGGAAGGUAGGCGCCCUCGCGUAUGUAGCUAUCCCUUUAUGCUUUAGUAAUGAUAGGAGGGAGUUGGAAGCCAUCGAUCGGACACUCAUCCGGACAUGGUCACCAUCAUUGAACUUGAAAGGAGUCGGAAAAGGGAACGGAAAGAGACGGAGGAGAGGGAAGAGGGAACGGAGGAAGAAGGUUAAAGGUAAGAACGAGCGUACUAACUCGUCAAGAUCGAGAAUCCUAGAGCUCUGUGAGGAAGGGGAUGAGCCGACGGUCAGGGCUGUGGACCUACUGAGAAAACUCAGUCGGGAGAAACCGAAACAGGACGUGCGGAUUAGCUGUAACGGUGGUGCAGCGUGGGUUGACGGAUGGCGGGUCGUGAGAUGUUUAUUUGGCGAAUCGCGUGUGAUCGUGGGAAAACGGACUAGACCCCUUCGAAAGUGUAAGUCACUGUUCGAGACGGAAGGUUGGGUGACCGUGCGGAACGGUAUCGAAGCAUCGCCUGGAACGAUACGCUUGAAGCAGGAGGUGAUUGGUAUGUUUAGGGAUAAAAGAAAGAAGAAGAUUUUGCUGAGUAAGUCGAAGAGCGAGUUGGUUAGAUACUAUGGGGUUGAGAAGUUGUUCUCAGAGAAGCGUAACCGUACGAAGGUGAGGAGAAUGGUCUCUGAUGUCUUCAGGACGAAAUUUCAUAUGAAUGUAUGCAGGAGGGUCGUAGUGAAGGUCAAAUAUGAUGAGAGGAUUAAAAAAAGUGAAGUCGUAAGGGUAGUAAGAAGUGGUAUAGGGAGAUUGCAUCUUGAUCGACCAGUUCUGGAGAUGGUUCGAAGACGAUCCCGUGUCGUAUGGACAAGAGGUCCUAACGUCGGGGAUUUGAUCCAUAAUCACCGCCGCUUCGCGGCGAAUGGAGUAUCUGUGUGCAAUUGCACCAGCAUGUCCUUUCCUAAGUUGGAGGGACACGUCCAUUUCCGGAUUGGUGACUGGGAGGGCUGUCCAAAUAUAGCACGUAAUGCUAAGAACAUACCGAGUGAUUAUGGGACUGGUUUGUGUGAACGACUAUCGAAGGAGGUCACAGAAGGUUUCUCCGACCUCAGUUGGAUGGGUGAGGGUGUGGAAAAGGUGGAGUUCACAAGCAAAGAAGUGGAGAAGCGUAUUGUGAUGAAGGGGAAGGAAAAGGGCAGCGAUCUGACGGAGAUCAACAGUUUGAAGAAAGAAUUGCAGGGCUUGGUUUGUGCCCCUCUUGACAGAAACCCCGACGAUACUCUCGUGAUGUCCCCAACAACAUACCGGGAGGCGAUGAAGACUACACUCAUCGACAAUGAAGGGUACACAGUUCGGAAAGAGAAGGAGGAGGACAUCUUGGGGGAUGAACUAUGUGUAUAUGUAGAGAAGGGCUUUGAACAGGUGGGAAAGUGGAAGAAGGAUGGGAAGAUGGGUAAAGCCUAUGCGUUGCCAAAGCACAAGGACACGUCUAAAUAUAGACCAAUAUGUCCUACGUACAGUGAGCCGGGUAAUAACGCAUGCAAGAAGAUCUCGAGAGCCUUGAAUAUGAUGCUAUUCUCAUUGUCGGACAGCACGCACUUUAAUUUGAAGUCCAUCUGUGGGCUGCGAGAUAGGCUGAAAGGGAUUAAUUGCAGAAUUACGAGUGUUGGAUGUCGCACGCAGCUGCUUGCUCGAUCAUAUGAUAUUAAAGAUAUGUUCAGCAAGCUGCCGCAUGCGACGAUCAACCGUGCUGUUGACUGGUGCAUUUGGUGGCUUGAAUCCAGAGGAUACCGGGGAAUGUUUGUGAAGCGACAGGGAAAGGGUUGUAUGCUGAGUAGAUUGGAACGUAUUGAGGGUUGUCAGUAUUAGCUUUGGCGUCAUUCGUGAAUUUGUUCAUUUUGAACUUGAAUUUUGUUUUACGAUUGCGGGUGGCACCAUCUUGCAGC
Molecule: messenger RNA, 3663 nt
Organism: Chara braunii
Lineage: Eukaryota; Viridiplantae; Streptophyta; Charophyceae; Charales; Characeae
Source: the annotation of a GenBank genome assembly